This is a messenger RNA of Trichophyton rubrum CBS 118892, 2748 nucleotides long. RefSeq lists its product as uncharacterized. Gene Ontology annotation, molecular function: transmembrane transporter activity. The record is from RefSeq and is a predicted model, not a curated record. Gene Ontology annotation, biological process: transmembrane transport. NCBI's taxonomy places the organism in Eukaryota, Fungi, Ascomycota, Eurotiomycetes, Onygenales, Arthrodermataceae. Bases 162 to 2075 code for a protein of 637 amino acids. The transcript is spliced from 6 exons.
GGAAGAUAGCGAAAAUAUAACAGUAUGAUUCGUCUCUGAGAUAUUUUUCUAUAUUUCUUUAUACAUAUAUAACCCGCUUAAAACCACUCUGCUGGUUUUCUGCUCCUUUAUUUUUCCCAUUCAGCGGUGGCGGCCAGACGAGAAGCAGAGCGUCUUUCCCCAUGGCAGGCUUGAUGGAGUCGACGGCGACGGUGACAGGUGGGCACGAUGAAGCAGCAACAGAGAUCAAGAGCUCGUCGUCCUCUCUCGAAGGGAGCACAGAUUGCUCGACCAAAAUGGAGGCGCCGAAGAUGCUUGCUGGCGGUGCGAAGGAGGCGGUAGAAGCAGCUGGUCCAGCAGAGGCAGACGAGAAGCAAGAAGAAGCGCUUCAAGAUCGAUAUCAAGAGAAAGAAAACAGUCGAGAUGAGAAUAGCCCAGCAGCUCAAGAGGCUCCAGAAGCACCAGCUGGUUCCGGCGAGGUCAAGAUGUCGAAGGGCAAAGUCGCUCUCAUCAUGCUUGCUCUCUGCUUGGCCACGUUUCUUGCGGCUCUCGACAUAACGAUCGUCACUACGGCGCUGCCAACCAUCGCCAGAGAGUUUAACACAUCACAGGCGGACUAUGCCUGGGUGGGCUCUGCAUAUCUGCUCGGUGCUGCUUCAUCAACUCCAUCAUGGGGGAAAGUUAGCGAUAUCUUCGGCCGGAAGCCUGUCUUGCUGGCCGCCAACGUCGUCUUCUUGAUCGGCUCGCUCCUAUGCGGCGUGAGUAUCAAUAUCAAGAUGUUGGUAGCCAGCCGUGUGAUUCAAGGAAUAGGAAGCGGAGGCCUUCUUACUCUCGUGAAUAUCUGUGUGAGCGACUUGUUCAGCAUGAGAACUCGAAGCAUGUACUUUGGUAUCAUCGGCAUGGUAUGGGCUAUAUCAGGCAUCAUUGGGCCUGUCAUCGGUGGCCUCAUGACCCAGUACACCACCUGGCGUUGGUGUUUUUAUAUAAACCUUCCCAUCGACGGAGUUGCUUUUCUGAUUAUAUUCUUCUUCCUGGAGCUCCAUACUCCUACCACCCCAUUGCUAGCCGGACUCCGUGCCAUUGACUGGCUCGGUUCUCUCGCUGUCGUCGGUGGUACGGUGAUGUUCCUUAUCGGCCUUGAGUAUGGUGGCGAGUCUUACCUCUGGUCUUCCCCAACAGUCAUAUGCUUGAUUGUUUUCGGAAUAGUGACAUGGGGCAUUUUUAUUCUUAUUCAGUGGAAGGUUUCGCGUUAUCCAGUCAUGCCGCUGUGGCUCUUUACCCAGCGGUCCACACUUGCGGCAUAUGGAACGGUCCUCAUACAUGGAGCCAUUUAUACUAGCGGAAGCUUCUUCCUGCCACUCUAUUUUCAAGCCGUCCUUGGAGAGACACCGCUAAAGUCGGGAAUACUCCUCUUUCCAAACGUUAUAGCAGUUUCUAUCGUCUCUGCGGUCACCGGUGUCUUCAUUCGCAAGACCGGUCUUUGCCUUCCACCAAUCUGGUUUGGAACGACCGUUCUAGUUCUCGGAACAGGACUCUAUAUCAAUCUCCCAUCACACAGAUCGUUGGUCAAAGUUAUCCUCUAUCAACUAGUGGCUGGAAUGGGUAUUGGACCUAACUUCCAGGCCCCCAUCAUCGCUCUUCAGAGCCAUAUAAGGCCCAGUGACAUAGCAACUGCCACAGCUUCCAUAGCCUUCUGCAGAAAUCUUGCUAGCAGUAUCUCCGUUGUCAUCGGAGGUGUCAUAAUCCAGAACAGACUCCAGAGUAACAUUCUGGAGAUCCAACACCUCCUCAGCCCCAAGUCUUUAGAAGCUCUGCAGGGAGUCUCUGCUGGAGCUUCGGUCCAUAUCAUCCAGGCUCUCCCGCCAGACGAAAAGCAACCAGUUCUCGACGCGUAUACCAAAAGUUUGAGCACCAUGUGGAUAUUCUAUACCGCCCUUGCUGCUAUCGGUUUUAUAGUCAGUUUGCUUUUACAGAAAAAGAAGCUCAACAAGGAACACGAAGUUACCAAGACUGGACUUGAUGCCCAGGAACGAGCGAGGAAAGAAAGACUGCAAAUGGAGAAAGAAGCCAAGAGUAGUCGAAAUAAGGCUGUUUAGAGUCGUGCUGCGCAUGGUUGUACUGCGUCGAGUAUGACAGGCGAUUUUGAAAUCUAUUGAUACCCUUCUGUCAUGAUUCGUCACUUUUCUAUUCUAUUCUAUAAUGAGCUGACCGUGGAUAGAUUCGAUAUAGUUUUCCGGGCGCAGCUGCUACUGACCACGUCAAUACCUCGUGUUUAAAUGGCGUUUUUCAAUAGAUGGGUAUACAUGGACAAUGCAGCUAUUAAUUAUUAAUUAUGAAAUGUCGAUAUAGUACAAAAUAACAAAUUGAACUGGCCAGUUAACACUCUAGCCUUUGCUAAACCACAUCAUGCUUAUCUGAUUGACAAGAUUACUUCUAAAUUUAGGUGCCGCUAUUUUAGCUUAAUUAUAGUUCGUUAACUAGUUAUAGAGUUUAUCGGGGUGGCAAUUUACAAAAGAUUUGGGUCCAUACCUUUAUACAUCGAUGUGCAUGCUAGUGAGAUUUGCAAAAUGAUAUUUCUUCUGACUUUCCAAGAAAGAUGUGACCACGUAUGUAAAAUGUUUGGAGACAGAGCCAGAUACCCCAAAAUCAAAUCGAUCACUAGACGAUUUCACAGCAACCCCUUUUGGCUCCUUCAAACAUGUUACUUCUAACGGCGUAAGCUACCCCGAUCCGCUCGACAGCUUAGAAUUCCGUAAAGAGGGCCCCGGU